Enterobius vermicularis (human pinworm) is the source of this 3234-nucleotide messenger RNA. The record is from the annotation of a GenBank genome assembly. NCBI's taxonomy places the organism in Eukaryota, Metazoa, Nematoda, Chromadorea, Rhabditida, Oxyuridae.
AUGGAAAGUCUGACACCAGAUUUGAAAAGGAAACUGAAAAGCAUACGCAGUCAUCUGGAUAGCCGCUGUGACAAGGAAGCUAAGGAAUUAAUAGAAAAACGACUGCCAGAACUCCUAAAGGAAGGUGUGAAAGAUUAUUUUUUGUACGUUUUCGCCGCGGUGGUGUACAGUAGAGAAAAUGAUCCAGUAAAAGCCUUUGAAUUUUACAAAAAGGCCGUAAGUGUCGAAAGCAACCACGCAAGUGCUUGGCAAGGGAUUUUUAAACUUUAUGAAAAUGGUGACCUACGUUUUGACGACUUUGCAGUUACGGCUCUGGACAAAUUAAUUGCUCUGAGUUCUGAGGAAAAACGUGUGCCGUUACAGAAGAAACGUGCCGAUGUUUUACUCGGUCUGCAAAAAUAUGAUGUUAUUCUUGCUGAUGAUCAGCUAAUGAAUGAUGAAGAAUUCUGUUAUUGCGCCAUUUGUUCUAUUGUGAACAGUGAAAAGAAGUAUUCUGAUGUGGAACGGGCUUUGUGCGACAGGUGUUUUAAAAGGUUGGAAUCUUCUCACGACUCUGAAAUUUUGGACUUGAAAGUGGCGCAGUACAAGUGUGCAACUGCGGAGGAGUUUUUAGGUGGAAAUGUGGUUCCAGAAUUAAAAAGUUAUAGUCAGAUCAAUGUAGCGACUAUGACUUUUUCUAUGGGAGAUGUUUCCAUAGAGUUGAACAUUGCUGAGAUUUGUUCGGAGGUGCUCAAGUAUGUCAACCACUGCAGUUCUUCUUCCUGGGACUCCUGGGCGAUGCAUCAGAUGCGCUUCGUUUUAGGCGUAAAGCCUUUGUUGAUGCUAAUGAUACCGGCUCUUUUGCAUCAUGAACAUUACGAAAGAGUAUUACAACUGUUAGACAAGCCUUUGCCGGUUAUGUUUGAUGCUUUGGAAACAGAGUUAAAACGUGCAAUUGCUGCGGCUCGAGUAGAAGCACUUUACAGCAUUGGUGGUGAAAAAUUAAUGGAUGAGGCGAAGAUGUUAUGUUGUGACCAAAGUACUAGCAAGAGCAAAUUAGAAGAGGCAUUUGAAACGGAACCAUUGGUUAGAGAUGGUGAUAAGGCAUACUGGAAAGCCGUUUUUGCAAAAGAACAUAAUAAUUUAGAAGAGGCAAAAGUUCAGGCCGAAGAUGCUUUGGCAAAUGAACCGGACUCCUGUGAGAAAAUGCUGCUUCUAGCUGAGAUUCUGCUGGCCAUGGAAAGUAGUGAUCGGAGGGCUACAUCACUGUUAGUUAAGGCAGCUAAAAUAAAUCCUUGCAAAAGCAGAGUAUUUCUCCGUUUAGGAGAAAGUUUGUUGACAAUCAAUCGCCAAAAAGCGUUGCAGUGCGUUGAACGUGCUCGCAAGAUACGUCCGCAAUCAUUAGAGUUGCUUACACAUGUGGGGAAACUUUAUGAUCGUCUUUUGGAAUUGGAAGGUAGGAAGGACGAGCAAUUGGAGCAUAUACGCCUAUUUUUAGAAGCCAAUCCUACUUCUGACUGGGCACUUAGACGUAGUGCUCUUUUGAAAAUGGAUUUGGAUAAGAUUGACGAAGCUGUAGAGGAUUUACAAAAAAUAAUGAGGAGAGAACCUGAAGAUAAAGUUAUAUGGAAUGCACUGGCAGAGGCGUACCGAAGGCGAGGGAAUUUGCAGAGCUCUAUCAAAGCUUACGAAAGGCUUCUUGAUUUGGAUCCCAAAAGCUUCAGCGCACAUAUCAAUCUGAUUCAAAUUUAUCACGCUACUGGACAGUUACAAGAAGCUGUUGAUCGUUGCAAGUCUAUUUAUGAAGUUUUUUCGGAUGGUCCUUCAGGACGGCUUUAUUUGAAUUGUAUUUCGCUUCUUCAUGCAAAUUCUUUAUUGAAGCUGGCGCAACAAUCUACUCGUUCCCAACAGUUUGCAUUACUGAAUCAGCUUUUUGUUAUUAUUGAAGACGUUAUAUGUAAAAAUGAAACCUUAGCAAUGUCGUAUAAAAUUGCUGCUGAUGGUCUUAUGCUAUCGUGGCAAUUUCAUGUCAGAACCUUCAAAAACUUUUCAUUUCCCUCUUCGUGGGCUGUUUUGACGAGGACAGAUGCGUUGACUCUGGCAUCUCGAUUUUACUGUGUUCUUGUUAAGAUGUGCCCUAAGUGUGGUGCAUACUGGAAUGAUUUGGGACUGGCAUUAACAAUGAAAUCUAAAAUAACAAAGGAAUCGUCUUUAGCUAUAAAAGCGAGGAUUUGUAUUAAACGUGCAAUUAUGCUUUGUAAAUACGCACACGUUCGCUCUACUUACUGGACGAAUUUGUCACAUGCCGUCGAUCUUUUGGGGAACAAGCUUCACGUACAACACUGUCUUGUUAGGGCAUUACAGUUAAAUAGGAAAAAUGAUAAAGCCUGGUGUUUACUUGGGCUAUUUUAUUUGCGCAAUGACGAGCGUUCUCUGGCAAGGCAGGCACUCGAUAUGGCGCAAAAAUGUAAUCCAGAGUUAGCUGAAACAUGGUGUGCUUUGGCAAUACUUGCUGAGGCUGAAAAACACUAUGAUACGAUGGAUCUUUUCCGUCAUUCCUUAACAUUGAAACCUACAGAGUUAGCUUUAAAGAAGUACUCGUACUAUGUACAGCAGAAAUAUCGACAAAGAAAAAGCUGUCCUAGUGCUACAAUGUUUGGAUUUGAAACUUUGCACGAGCAGUAUGGUGUUUCGUCCAGAAGCGAUGAAUUAAAAUUUUAUCUUGCACUGCUUGCCGAACACUUUUGGUGUUUAAAAGAGGCAAAACAUUACAUUGAAAAAUGCGAUACUUUUCCAUUCAAAAAUAUAAGUAGAAUUCCCAGCGAACAUGAGAUUCGUAAAUUGUGUCCUUCGUACGAGAAGCUGUUUCAAGCAAUAGAUGAUGGAGACACUGCUACUUUUCAAAAAUGUUUUUUCGAUGAAGAAGUCCAUUUAUCAAUUCCAGUAUUAGUUGCUGCAGCAAUAAUUUUUGAGAAGAGUUUAUCUGAAGAAAUGUUAAAAGCUCUCGACAAUGUUCGUCCUCGUCAUCAAUUAGUAGAAGUAUUCCCUCCUGAAAGAAUAAUUGAUCCGAAUGACGAAUUCUCUUAUGAUAUAAAAGAUCAGGGGGAGAAACUCCUAGUGCGUCAUGAUAAUUUAUCGAAGCAUCUUUACGAGUUACUUGCUCAAAGAAAAGAAGCAUUUAAAAUGCAGUUUCAAGAAAAAAAUGUGGUAAAAGAUCCGUAUGCAGAAGAGGAUUUCGUGAUGAGCGAAGAUUGA